Megachile rotundata (alfalfa leafcutting bee) is the source of this 3235-nucleotide messenger RNA. It is a transcript of the gene twy, whose product is annotated as fas-binding factor 1 twitchy. NCBI's taxonomy places the organism in Eukaryota, Metazoa, Arthropoda, Insecta, Hymenoptera, Megachilidae. The record is from RefSeq and is a predicted model, not a curated record. Gene Ontology annotation, cellular component: ciliary transition fiber; centriole; ciliary basal body. Gene Ontology annotation, biological process: establishment of epithelial cell polarity; cilium assembly.
CAACCAAUCAAAAUUAAACAUUGAUUCAUUUUGUCGUUUCAUCAAUACUUACCACUAUACUUAACAUAUAUAUUUAUUUAUUACUAUAUAUUCUAUCCAGCAGUUACCAUGGAGACUGUUUACCUUAUACCAAAACAAUUUGAAUGACAUUGGUUAUUAGUAGCAAUGUUUACAUUUUCAGUUAUGCAAUGAAUGCAUUCAAAAGAAUUUAAAAAUAAUUAGAUAUCUGAUCUAUAUUGUUUAAAAGAUGGUUGAUCUUACUGGAACCUCAAGUACAAAUUUAAAAAUAAUUGAAAAAACGUUAGAAGAUAUGGAUAGUUUAGAUAUGGAAUUAUUUAACGAAUCGUUUAAGAAAUCAAAAUCUGCUACAAGUAUUGUUAAAGGUUCUCAAGUACAGAUAGAUGGGGAAAUGAAAAAAAAAGUCAUAUUUAAAGAUUCUAAUGAAGAUAAUUUGUUAAAUGAUCUACUAUCUGAUGAAGAAACUUCUAUAAAAGAGAAGAAAUCAUUUUCAUCCGAUACCAAAAAUAAUUUGAUAGAAGAUUUAUUUAAAAUCAAAACACCAGUUCCAUCUACAACAAGUACUAAAUUAAGCAGUGAAUUAGAAUCAAAAUAUAAUUUUAGCCAAGAAGAUAAUCAGUUAUUUUCACAGAAACAAAACAGUAAAACUGUUUCAAAGGGUAUUUUUAAUACAUUGAAAAAUGGAUCAACUAAAGAGGAGAAGGUUGUACAGUUAACCAACACAGCUAAAAGCGAAGACGAUAUUUUAGCGAAUUUAAUUGAUAAGUCAGAUGGGAUAGACAAUAAAUCAAGAAGGCCAUCAUUAAAAGAAACUUUAUUUGAAAAAAAACCUUAUUCAUCUAUCAGUACAGAUUCUAGCAUUCAUAAGCAGACUAGGAAAGUGGAACCAGACACUAUGGUACAAUUUGUAAAUUCUUUAAAACAACCAAAAUCUCAAACUACUGGUCAAACAACUAAAACUUCUACACGAGAAUCUAGAAGUGGCAGAAGGAAUAUAGAACUUGUAAAUGAUCCUCUUGGCUUAUUAUCAACUAGUUUACUACCAGAACAAAAUCCUCAAAUGACAAUGAAUGAAAAUGUACCGACUAAAGAUUUAGAUAUACAAAAUACUAAAAUAGAAGAAAAUUUGCCAGAAUGGUUAGGUGGUUCAACAAAAUUGGAAGAUAAAAAAUUAGAAAAAAAGAAAGAAGAAACUGAAGAAAUAUCCACAUUUAAGCAAAAUACUGAAACUUCAGUAAAUGAUGGUACAGAUUUAAAGAUAUCUGAUCCAAGUAAUGCAAAAGGGGUAUCUGUUCAUCCAAAUUACCUUUCAAUGUUAUUUGAUGCACAAUUUAGUCAACAAACUGCACUUAUCAAUAUGCAGCAGCAAGAACAUGAACUGAAAACAGCAACAGUGCUUUCACAGCAAAAUGAACAAUUAACUAAGGUAUCAAAUGCUCAGUAUACUACACUUCGUAAUCAAGAAGAACAGUUUAAUACUUUAUUAAAAUUACAAGUUGAAAGACAAGCUCUAUUAGAAAAACAAAUAAAAAUGCAGCAAGAACGUAUUGAUCAAUAUAUUCAAGCAUUGAUGGCACAGCCUAUUUCUGUACCAAGCAAUACAUCAAUUUAUGGAAGUUGUGUGUCAGAAACAAUUUGUAAAGAUAAAGAAUUUACAAACGAAAAAAAAGAAAUGGAAGAUAUUAUUACAAAAUUACAAAUGGAAAAAUCAAAAUUAGAAGCUUCACUAUCCACUAUAAAUGAAAAGCAUAAUGAUGAAAUAACAUUUCAAGCAGAGUUCUAUCAGAGACAAAUUGCAUUUGUAAGAGAAGCAUUGAUGAAAUCAGAAGAACAGACUAGGCAAGAAAUAGAAUGCUUGGAAGCAGAUUACAUGGCAAAAUUAGAAAAAAUAAAAGAUGAAAAGCAGCAAGUAGAAAAUCAAUACAAAGAAGAAAUUCAUAAUUUAAAGAAUGAACAUGCUCAACAUAUAAAAGAAUUAUGCGAUUUACAUAAUGAAAAUAUAAAGCUUCUACAAACGGAAUAUUCCAAUAUAAUAGAAAGCAUAUCUAGAGCUAAAGAAAUGGAAGAUCGGGUGACAGAAACUAUAACGAAUCGAAAAAGUGAUAUAGAAGAUAUGUUGCAAAAGGCUAAUUCUAUUAUUGAAACUAUAUUAGUAAACAAAGAAAAAUUAGAAAUGAAAGACAAUGAAAUAAUCGAAUUUCGAGAACAUACUUUAAAAAUUCUUGAAGAUAAUAUAAAAGCUCAAAAGUUGGAGUUAAAAAAUCAAAAUAAUAUUUUGGAAGAGCAUUAUAAUAAAUUUGUUGAAACAACAGAGAAAUGCAACUCGCGCCUUGUACAACUUAUAACCGAGCUUCAAAAACAAAAUGUACUAAGCAACCAAUUGCAAGAAAUGCUCGUAAAAAAAUCAGCUGAUUUUUUACAUGAACAAGAAUUAUUUGAAGAAAAAGUAAAGUGGGAAAAAAAUUAUUUACAGACAUUGAAAGACUCUUGGAAGAAGGAACAAGAGAAACAACUGAAAUUACUUGUAGAAGAGAAAGAACUAGUUGCAACAGAAAAAGCACAAUUAGAAGUUUUAAGGAAACUCAAAAGUAACAAUGAUGAAGUUGACAAUAUAGAGUUGAAAGCUGCUAUUAAAACUGCACAAGAAGCAACUGUUUGUGCUAACAGGGAAAAAUUAAAAUGGCAAGAAAAAAUCAAUGAACUCAAUGUUCAGAAACAAGCUUUGCAAGAUAAAGAAAAUCAGCUUAUUUUACGCGCGAAAGAGCUUGAAAACUUUACUCAGUUAGUUUUAAUAAAAAAAGAUGAAGGAAUAAAAGCUUUGAAAGAUGCAAAACAUUUAGAAAAUCAAAAUAAGGAGAAGUUUAAUCAAUUACAAAUGCAAUUUAAUGCAUUAAUAGAAAGGGAGAGAAAAACUGCCAGUGAAAAAUAUAAUAUUGCAAGAGAUAGACUAGUGUCAUUACCCUAUGAACAUGAAAAACCAGAAAGAUGUAAAGAUGCUUUAUACUAUUUUCAAAACGAAAUAUUAUCUUUUUCUGAUGUCCAGUCACAAUCCCAAAUUACUUCGGAAUUAAUGAAUAUAGAUCCAAAUUUAACUAUGCUAACAUUAGAUAUUAAUGAUGAAAUCGACUCUAUUAACAAAUACACGCAAAUAUUUGACAGUUAAUAGUUUUCUGUGUUAAUACUGUACCAAUAAAAAUAAAAAAAUGUAAUUACAAAA